AAGCGUUCCACCGUGUACACCUGUUGUGAUGAACGUUAGCGCGAAGGAGCAGUCUCAACAGCACAACCCUAAAGCCGGGUACCCCGUGAGGACGUUGUCAUCGCCUCCUCCCUUCCCGACGUCCUGGUGAAAUGUAUCGUGCAGAAUACGUGAAUCCUUUUCGGACGAGGAAAUCAAAGAUUACCCCCAAACUUGAGGCUUCGAAAUUCAGUCGCAGGUCGAGGUUUUCAUUAUCUAGUCCUUGGUCAAGUCCCAAACCUGCGGGUUUGUCGCCUGACUUAGCACCUUCCGCGACAUCGUCAACUUCCAUUCUUCCGAACUCGCCGUCUGCACUUCGUAGGACAUUCACGAGCCACUUCACUCCCUUGUUCAAGUCCCCUGCUAUCAGUUCUCCUUCGAGCUUAGAGUGUCCGUCUCCUAUACCCUCACCGCAGUUACAGGUGAACGUGCCGAAGUUGAUAGGCAAGCAUUCCUUGCGGUCUGUUCCUCGCACGCAACCAUAUGGUCCUCCUUGGAAUGCUGUGAUGCCAGGGCAGUGUCAUGAUCUGGUGAAUAGCAGCCUGGAUGACGUUCUUAUCAAGAGACCAGGUCGCAGGUACAAAGGGGCUGAGGGUCGUCAGGGGUUCAAGUCGCACUCUCGCACCCUUGCGCCGCUAGACGCAUCCGAGAGCGAAUAUCCACCUGACAACCUUGUGGACGAGCUAGCUCAGCGUUUAUCGGAAUUGACAGCGCUCUCAGGACGCCAUUCCAAGUGCUACUGCCGAAGUAGCUCAAAGAACACCUCUGAAGGCUUUGGCUUCCGUCGGUGAGCCUGUGGGACGUGGGUCCUGCUGCCUUGUGGACAAUAGUAGGCCUCGAACAAGCUGUUGGGGUCCCAUCGGAUAAAUAUAGCUAACUUCUCCUG
This is a messenger RNA of Suillus subalutaceus, 904 nucleotides long. RefSeq lists its product as uncharacterized. NCBI's taxonomy places the organism in Eukaryota, Fungi, Basidiomycota, Agaricomycetes, Boletales, Suillaceae. The coding region runs from base 132 to 809 and encodes 225 amino acids. The record is from RefSeq and is a predicted model, not a curated record. The transcript is spliced from 3 exons.